Purpureocillium takamizusanense is the source of this 3653-nucleotide messenger RNA. It is a transcript of the gene ppk32, whose product is annotated as Protein kinase domain-containing protein ppk32. Lineage: Eukaryota; Fungi; Ascomycota; Sordariomycetes; Hypocreales; Ophiocordycipitaceae. The transcript has 3 exons. Gene Ontology annotation, molecular function: ATP binding; protein kinase activity. The record is from RefSeq and is a predicted model, not a curated record. Gene Ontology annotation, biological process: protein phosphorylation. Bases 302 to 3250 code for a protein of 982 amino acids.
AAGAGGGCCAAACCAGCAAUUCAUCGAACCCGAGCGACACGACGUCUUACGGUCGCCAUUGGGCAGUGGAGUGAAGUACGUAGCACAAGGCGACGCUCUGCCACCGCGACACACCACGACACGCCCGCUCUGGUGACUGACGUACGGAGCACCUCGAGCAUCGCCACGUCGCCUCGGCCCGACGCACCUCAGCUCUCGCGCGACAGCUCCGACGACGACGACGACGACGACGAAAAAGAAGACGACGACGACAUGAUAGCAGCGGCUCUCCCGCCCCGCCCCCCAGCGUAAUCGUUGCAGCAUGUUCUCCUCGGCGCUCAAGUCCAUCUCCGCCACCAACAUCACCGCAAACUACUCGGUCUCACCGACGCCCACCUCGACGGCCGGCCCGUGGAAGAUCUACGACGCCAAGAAGAAGUCGACGGGCAAGCCAUACAGCGUCUUCGUCUUCGAUAAGAAGGCGCUCGACAGCCAUGGCAGCUCCCUGGGCCGCUCCGGCGCCUCGUCGUACAAGCGCAGCGUCGACGAGGUCGUCGAGCGCCUGAAGAAGGAGGCCUCGAGCCUCGCCAAGCUGCGCCACCCCAGCAUCCUCGAGCUCGUCGAGCCCGUCGAGGAGACGAGAGGCGGCGGCCUGCAGUUCGUCACAGAGGCCGUCACCGCGUCGCUGGCGAGUGUGCUGCAGGAAAAGGAUGAACAGGAGCGCGCGGGCGGGCCCGGCGGCCGCUCGAGCCGCUACGUAACCGAGGACGCCGACGGCGUGCGGAGGAGGAGGGAGCUCGAGAUUGACGAGCUCGAAAUCCAAAAGGGGUUACUGCAGUUGAGCAAGGCCCUCGAAUUCCUGCACGAGAACGCGGGCUUGGUCCACGGCAACCUGACCCCGGAUGCUGUCCUCAUCAACGCCAAGUCCGACUGGAAGAUCAGCGGCUUCGCUUUUUGCAGUCCCGCCGAGGGCUCCAACAAGCCCACCUCCAUCCAGGGCAUCAACCUGUACGAGGUGCUCAACAUGGACCCGCGGCUGCCCAGGCUCGUGCAGCUCAACCUCGACUACACCUCGCCCGACUUCGUCAUGGACAACAACCUGACGCCGUCUGCCGACAUGUUCUCGCUCGGGCUUCUGUCCGUGGCGCUGUACAACUCGCCGCACCAGUCGCCGCUCGAGAGCCACGCCAGCCUCUCCUCGUACAAGCGGCUCUUCUCCUCGUCCUCGUCCGUGCCCUCGUCGUCCAACAACUUCCUCUCCUCGCGCCCGCUCCCCAAAGAACUCUCGCACCACGUUUUGCCAAGGCUCAUCACGCGACGGCCGGCCCAGCGGAUGACGGCCCGCGAGUUCCAGCAGAGCGAGUUCUUUGACAACAUCCUCGUCUCCACCAUCCGCUUCCUGGACUCCUUUCCUGCUAAGACGCCAAAUGAAAAAUCGCAAUUCCUGAAGGGUCUCGUCAAGGUCCUGCCGUCGUUCCCCAAGUCGGUCAUGGAGAAGAAAAUCCUUCCCGGGCUGUUGGACGAGCUCAAGGAUAGGGAUCUUCUGGCGGCGAUCCUGCAGAACGUGUUCAAGAUUAUCGAGCUGCUGCCUUCUGCCCGACGCGCAUUUGGUGAGAAGGUGCGGCCGGCAUUGAAGGAAAUAUUCGUCGUCAACGCAAAGCAGACGCAGGAAAAGGACCCGGCCCGAGACGCGGGACUCAUGGUCUUUCUCGAGCACCUGCAGGCUGCGGCGGACAAUAGCUCCGGCAAGGAGUUCAAGGACGACAUAUUGCCUGUCAUCCUGGCUGCCAUCGAAUGCCCAACCCACUCCAUCGUCGACGCUGCAAUGCGGACCCUGCCAUCCGUGCUUCCAGUCCUCGAUUUCAGCACCAUCAAAAACGAACUCUUCCCCGUGGUGGCGGCCGUCUUCAGUCGGACGAACAGCCUUGCCAUCAAGGUCCGCGGCCUGCAGGCAUUCGUCAUCCUAUGUGGAGGGUCGGCCGACGCAGCAGCCGACGACGGCCUGAAUGGCUUGGUAGAGGACAAGAGGAAGACGUCUUCGUCGAGCGCCCUGGACAAGUACACGAUGCAGGAGAAGAUUGUUCCUCUGAUCAGGGCUAUCAAGACCAAGGAGCCGGCGGUGAUGGUUGCGGCGCUCAACGUGCUGCGCAUCGUUGGCCAGUCGGCUGACGCCGAGUUUGUGGCCAUGGACAUCCUGCCCGUCCUGUGGAGCAUGAGCUUAGGCCCCUUGCUGGACCUCAAGCAGUUCCAGACGUUCAUGGAGCUCAUCAAGAACCUUUCGCGGCGGGUCGAGGACGAGCAGUCCAAGAAGCUGCAGGAGACGUCGGGCAGCUCCAACGGCGCGACGGCCGGCCCCAACGAUGACUUCCUUGCUUUUGGAGGCGUGACCGGCACCGCGUUUGACGCGAGCAGCGGCGGUGGCCACGAGGAUGACUUUGAGUCCCUGGUCAAGGGGCGACCGGGCGCUGGCGACACGUCGGCAAGCAACGGGGCCGGCCUAGCGAGCUGGGACGAGACACCAUCCUCCGUCAUGCCCACGACGAAGUCGCCAUCGACGACGAGCACGCCGCAGACGCCGUCCUUUUCGUGGUCCACGCAGACCCCCGCCAGUCCCAUGGGCGUCGCCGCGCAGCCGCCGAGCCAGGGGACCGGCUUCCGCACCGUCACGCCCGACCUCACGCGCUUCGGCUCCCUGACGCCGUCGUCGACGCAGUUCAGCCAGCCGCUCCAACCCACGCUGCCUUCACAGUCGAGCUUCCAGGCGGCGCCGGCGGCUGCGCAGCCCAGCGCGUCGCCGUCGUUUAACUGGUCGUCAUCGUCGUCGAGCACCGCAGCGGCGGCCACGGCGAAUCCCUGGGCGUCGGCGGCCUCGUCCACGCCCAACAGCUACGCACCCAACUACUCGUCUGCGAACCCCUUAUCCACCAUGCCGUCCGGCUUCGGCGGCAUGACGUCCUCCAUGGGCGGCAUGACCCUCGGCGCCCAGCGGCCCAGCAUAGGCGGGCAGCGCAGCUCGUCGUCGUCGUUUUCGCUACCCCCGCCCCCCGGCGCCGGCGGCGGCUCCUCCGCGGGCGCUGGGUCGUCGUUCGGCAUCAAGCCCCCGCCGCCACCGCAGCAGCAGCAACAGCAGCAGCAGACGGGGUGGCCGUCGGCCAACAAGCCCAUGGGGUCGAUGGGCGGUGGCCUCGGUAACACCACCUUUGGGGCGCAGCAGCAGCAGCAGCAGCAGCAGCACAAGUCAGGGCUGGACAAGUACGAGAGUUUGAUUUAGGCAUGGCGUUGCAUAUCUUCUUCUCCCUUGCUUCACUUUCCCUCGUGGUGGCUUCCCUGUCCUUGGGGAUACUUGCGCAUAGAAGAGGGGCGGAGGCGGUUGAUUUUACGUACGUAGUUUUCUCAGGCGGGCGGGCGGACGGACGGACGGAUACCACUUUGACGAGGAACGGGCGCAGGUAGCAGCAGCAUGUGCGGGCACGGGACCAAAGAGACAUGAAAGCGAAAGCAAAACGGGCAGCCAUUAAUGUGUUUUAAAUUCUUUUUUCUUGUAUUCCCAUUCCAUGGCUGUCCUUUCAUCUACCAUCUAGACCAGAAGGGAGAACAAGUUUUGGAAAGAAAAAUCAAACACUUGGGGUUAUCGACCGACUGUGUAUAGGCGCGAAGCAAGUCUUUCUUUCUUA